GCUGCGGCCACCUGCCCCGGCACAGCGCCCCCCUGGCCGGGCACUGGGAGGGCAGCGCAGGGCACCAGGAGGAGGCUGGCAGGAUGGGCAGCAAGGAAGAUGCGGGGAAGGGGUGCCCGGCGGCCGGCGGCGUGUCCAGUUUCACCAUCCAGUCCAUCCUGGGCGGGGGGCCCUCCGAGGCACCGCGGGAGCCCCCCGGCUGGCCGGCCCGAAAGCGCAGCCUGUCGGUGUCCUCGGAGGAGGAGGAGCUGGACGACGGCUGGAAGGCGCCCGCCUGCUUCUGCCCGGACCCGCACGGCGCCCAGGACGCGGGGCCCCCGCACCGGCCCCCGCUUCCCUUUCCUUGCCUGGGGACCCACAAGGGCAGCGCGGGUACCGGCCCCACCAGCGCGGAGCGCCCGCCGUUCCUGUCUGCGGCGCACCCGGACUUUAAGGAGGAGAAGGAGAGACUCCUGCCCGCCGCAGGCUCGCCGUCGUCGCCGGGCCACGAGAGGCCGAGGGAAGGGGGCUCCGAGCGCCAGGCGGCCGCCGCCAAGAAGAAGACCCGCACGGUGUUCUCCCGCAGCCAAGUGUACCAGCUCGAGUCCACCUUCGACAUGAAGCGCUACCUGAGCAGCUCGGAGCGCGCCUGCCUGGCCUCCAGCCUGCAGCUCACCGAGACGCAGGUCAAGACUUGGUUCCAGAACCGCCGCAACAAGUGGAAGCGGCAGCUGUCGGCCGAGCUGGAGGCGGCCAACAUGGCCCACGCGUCGGCGCAGACUCUGGUGGGGCUGCCGCUGAUGUUCCGGGACAGCUCGCUGCUGCGGGUGCCCGUGCCCCGGCCGCUGGCCUUCCCCGCGCCGCUGUACUACCCGGGCGGCGGCCUGUCGGCGCUGCCUCUCUACAACCUGUACAGCAAGCUGGACUACUGAGCCCGCCCUGCGGAUUCGCCUCCGUGACUCGCUGACCCGUGGGCCUGCUCUUUUCUAUUUUAAAUCGUUUUCGGCUUAUUUAUUGGUCUUCUUCCAACCGGAUCGUCUGCUUGCCUCCCCCCGAACAAACCACAUGGGCUCUGGGAACUUUAUUUUAUUUCAUUUUAUUUUUUCAGGGUUGGCAGGGGGGAAACAAGAGUUUGGACCAGUUAGACUUGGAUCUCGGUGGGGGAGGAAACAC
Messenger RNA from Erinaceus europaeus (western European hedgehog), 1152 nucleotides. It is a transcript of the gene HMX2, whose product is annotated as H6 family homeobox 2. Gene Ontology annotation, biological process: regulation of transcription by RNA polymerase II. Lineage: Eukaryota; Metazoa; Chordata; Mammalia; Eulipotyphla; Erinaceidae. Bases 84 to 911 code for a protein of 275 amino acids. The transcript has 3 exons. Gene Ontology annotation, cellular component: nucleus. The record is from RefSeq and is a predicted model, not a curated record. Gene Ontology annotation, molecular function: RNA polymerase II transcription regulatory region sequence-specific DNA binding; DNA-binding transcription factor activity, RNA polymerase II-specific.